This is a messenger RNA of Phycomyces blakesleeanus NRRL 1555(-), 264 nucleotides long. RefSeq lists its product as hypothetical. The record is from RefSeq and is a predicted model, not a curated record. The transcript has a single exon. NCBI's taxonomy places the organism in Eukaryota, Fungi, Mucoromycota, Mucoromycetes, Mucorales, Phycomycetaceae. The annotation marks the transcript as partial.
UUGGUCGAACAGAAUGGUUCUUUGAAGAAGGAAGUUGCUUUGGCUGAACGUAAGUUGAUUUCCCGUAAUGAGCGUAUCCAAAGCCUCGAAACUCUUCUCAAGGACGCUCAGGAAAAACUGGUCAGUCAAAAUGACAAAUUCGAGAGUCAGUUAAAAGCAGUUCGAGACCGUCUUGAAUUGGCACGGACGCAGAAAUCCCAGAAUACCAUGUCCGUGAACUUUAGUCGUAUUGUUAAGCCUCUCAGAGGUAGAGGAAAUGCAGUG